Messenger RNA from Adineta steineri, 1491 nucleotides. The record is from the annotation of a GenBank genome assembly. NCBI's taxonomy places the organism in Eukaryota, Metazoa, Rotifera, Eurotatoria, Adinetida, Adinetidae.
AUGGAACUUGAUGAACAAAGUCUUUUACAAUCCUUAAUAAAAGAUUCAUCUGAUGAAUCAAUACAUUCCAAUGAUUUAACAUCCUAUCUUCCUUAUCUUCAAACAUUAUUUACCUAUGAUACAGAACGUUUACAUCGUGAAUUAGAAUAUUUAAAUGAUGAAAAAUGUUCAAAAUCAUCUCAAAUGUUAUCAUUAACAUUUGAUAAUUAUUCGACAUUUAUUCAAACAGCUGAAUGUUCAAAAGAUAUUUCCAAUGAUUUUUCAACAAUUGAAGAACGUUUAACAAUAAUAUUAAAACAACUUGAUGAAUUUUCAUCAUGUUGUCAAACAUUUAUACGUGAAACUGAACAAACAAAUCAUUUACGCAAACAAAAUAUGUUUACAUUACAAAAAUAUCCACAAUUAUUAGAAAUAUUGGAAAUACCACAAUUAAUGAAUACAUGUGUACGAAAUGAUUAUUUUGAUGAAGCUCUUGAAAUUGUUACAUAUUGUAAACGUUUAGAAAGAAAGUUUUCUUUACCAUUAAAUAAAAUAACAUCAAAUACAACAUUACAUAUACCAAUUGUAACAAAUAUUGUUAAUGAUGUACGUUUAUCACUCGAAUAUAUGCUUGAACAAUUAAUAAAUCAACUGCAAACACAAAUACAAUUACCAGCUUGUUUACGUAUAAUGGGUUUUAUUCGUCGUAUGGAUAUAUAUAAUGAACUUGAAUUACGUCUUUGUUUUCUUCAAGCACGUACACAAUUUUUACAUAAACGUUUAAAUUUAAUUCAACAACAAUAUUCAUCAACAAAUGUAUCGGAUUAUUAUGAACAUGCAUCAAAAUAUAUUGAUGAAACACGUAAUAUACUUUUUGACAUUGUGACACAAUAUCGAGCAUUAUUUAGUGAUGAUGAUACAACAUUAUAUGUUACAUUUAAUCGAAAUGAAUUUAUUAAAGAAACGAAUUUAUUUCGUUCAUGGCUUAUUUAUCGUUUAAAUGAAUUUUUAAAAGUAUUACAAGUUGAUUUACAACAUUGUAGUGGUUCGCAAUAUCAACGGCUUGAAUCACUUCUUGGUCAAGUUAUGUAUUUUGGUGCAUCAUUUUCUCGUUAUGGUUUUGAUUUUCGACCAUUAUUUAUUCAAUUUUUUUCUCAAACAGCUUUAACAAAUUUUCAAAGUUCACUUCAUGAAGCUAAUCAUAUUUUUGAACAAUUACUUACUUCUUACACAUUUGAUCAUUAUGUUCAAUUACCAUCAACAGAUUCUUCAACAACAUCAACAAAUCCAUUUGUACCACCAAUUAUUCUUGUUAGUUAUACACCAUUAGCUGUUUAUUGUAAUACUAUACUUACAGCAUUUAAUGAUCUACGUCUUUGUUGUCCAUUAUCGACUGUUCGAACAAUUAAACAAUUUCUUACUGAUUCAUUAAUACGUAUAAGAAAUCUUUUAUCAACUUAUUAUAAUUCCGAAAAAAAUUUGAAAUCGGAACAUUUAUUUGCUAAUGAAUAA